Molecule: messenger RNA, 3100 nt
Organism: Candoia aspera
Lineage: Eukaryota; Metazoa; Chordata; Lepidosauria; Squamata; Candoiidae
Gene: RIGI
Product: RNA sensor RIG-I
Exons: 18
Coding region: 79-2847 (922 amino acids)
Biological process (GO): antiviral innate immune response; cytoplasmic pattern recognition receptor signaling pathway
Cellular component (GO): cytoplasm
Molecular function (GO): double-stranded RNA binding; hydrolase activity; zinc ion binding
Source: RefSeq, a predicted model, not a curated record
AGAGUUGGAAGAAAAACGGAACACAAGGGGGGAAAAAAACCUAUUGCAAAGCGAGAGGUGUGAGGAGAAAGGAGGAAAAUGACCCACGUGGACCGAGAGAAUUUGCAGCGCUGCAGGGAAUAUAUAGUGAAGACUUUAAAUCCUGCUUAUAUAUUGAGCUACAUGAAAGCCUGGCUGUCCGAUGAGACUGUGGAGAAAAUUCAAGAGCAAAGUAAUCAGCCAACCAUGGCAGCACAGCUCUUUCUUCAGUCCAUUCUGGAGCUCAGCCUGGAUGGAUGGUUCCGUGGAUUUCUGGAUGCACUAAACGCAGCAGGUUAUACUGGCCUUCAACAAGCAAUUGAAAAUUGGGAUUUCAAGAUAAUUGAAAGUCUGGAACCUUACAGGGAAUUAUUGAAACGAAUUGAGCCUACUUUGCAGGACAUUGACAUCAAACAAAUUCAUCCCCACAUGAAUAACUGCCUCCUACUCCAGGAAUGGGAAGAAAUUUACCAGGUUAGAGAAAGCAAAGGGAGAAGAGCAGGUGCAAGCAAAUUCGUAGCAUGCCUGUGUCGAUCGGACAAAGAAUAUUGGCCUAAAACCUUCCACCUGGCGCUGGAUAUGGCUGAAUACAGGGACCAAAGCAAACUAUGGACUUUCAGAGGAGAUGAUAAUGCAGAUGUCAAAAUGGCAAGUGACGAUGAUGACGGCUGUGUUCUUAGUGAGACUCUACAGUUUUCUGAAGGAGCAGAAUCUGACAAUCUUUGUGGAAGUUCAUGGUUGCCUUCAAAUGCCUUCCAGCAGACCAGGUGUGCUCCAAGGGAGGCGAGAAGCUAUCAGAUAGAGCUUGCUGAGCCUGCUCUCAAUGGCAAACACACCAUGAUUUGUGCUCCUACUGGAUCUGGGAAGACCUUUGUGUCUAUUAUGAUAUGUGAACAUCAUCUCCGCAACAGGCCUGCCGGGCAGGAAGGAAAAGUGGUCUUCCUUACUACAAAAGUCCCAGUCUAUGAACAACAGAAGAAAGUCUUCCAUGAAUACUUCAAAAGCGACUACAACGUUGCAGGCAUCUGUGGGGAAAAUGCUUCCUUGUUCCCUGCAGACAUGGUUAUUAAGGCGAAUGAUAUUAUUGUCAUGACACCCCAGAGUCUUUUGAACUCUCUGAAUAACGGGACGCUUCCUUCUCUUGCAAUAUUCACGUUGAUGAUAUUUGAUGAGUGCCACAACACUACAGGGCAUAACCCAUACAAUAUGUUAAUGUCCAAGUACUUGGACCUUAAGUUGCAGCAAAGUGCAAUUCUGCUACCUCAGAUUGUAGGAUUGACUGCUUCUCCUGGCAUUGGCAGUGCCAGAAACCUAGAGGAGGCCAUAGAAUACAUCUGCAAGAUUUGCGCUUCACUCAAUAUUGAAGUGAUAUCAACAGUCAGAAAGAACAUAAAUGACCUAGAACAAAUUGUGCAUAAGCCUGAAAAAAUUAUUAGGCUUGUUGGGAAUCGUCCACAAAAUCGCUUUGUGGAUAUUAUAUCUCAGAUGAUGUCGAAAGCGGAGUACCUGGCAAGGCAGUUUUAUUCUAUUGAUGCCUUGUCCGAAAUGACGAAUCAGGGUUAUGGGACCCAGAAAUAUGAGCAGUGGAUAGUUGAUGUGCAGAAGAAGACUGUGGUGUUACAGAUGCCAAACAAGGAAGAAGAAAGCCGAGUCUGCAAGGCUCUUUUUAUUUGCACAGAGCACCUCCGGAGAUACAAUGAUGCCCUGAUAAUCAAUGAAGAUGCCCGAACCAAAGAUGCUCUGGCUUAUCUGAAGGAUUUUUUUGAGGAUAUGAAAAUUGGCGAGUUUGAUGAAAUUGAACAGCAGCUGGCUUCAAAUUUUGAAGUUAAUUUGCCAGAGCUCACUGCUGCUUCCCAGGAUGAAUCCAGUGAAAACCCCAAAUUGGAAGACAUUACAGAGAUCUUGGGAGAGGCAUAUCACUUCAACCCUGAAACACGCACUAUCCUCUUUGUGAAGACAAGAGCACUGCUAGCAGCAUUGAAGAAUUGGAUAGAAGAAACACCUGAACUUCAGCACCUGAAACCAGAGGCACUGAUGGGACGUGGGAAGAGAAGCCAUUGUACAGGCAUGACCCUCCCAAAUCAAAAAGGGAUUUUGGAUGCCUUUAAAACGAAUGGGGACAGCAAGCUGCUAAUAGCAACUUCAGUUGCUGAUGAAGGGAUUGAUAUUGCUCAGUGCAACCUGGUCCUGCUGUAUGAAUAUACAGGCAACGUCAUCAAAAUGAUACAAGUCCGAGGUCGUGGAAGAGCAAAAAAUAGCAAAUGCAUUCUUGUGACAAGCAAAAAAGAGCAGGAAGAGAAGGAGAGAUACAAUUUGCAGAAGGAGGAAAUGAUGAACAAAGCUAUUGAAGUGGUGCAGAGCUUGGAUGAAAAGAUGUUUUUCCGUAAGAUAAACGAGUUGCAAAAGAUGCAAAAACUGAUACUAGAUUCCAAGAAAAAACCAACGCAACCAAAACCCUGGAUGAAGAAUCGAGUCCUCUUGUGUGGCAAAUGUAAGAAAUAUGCCUGCAGCACGGAGCACCUCCGGGUGAUUGAGGAGUCGCACCACACUGUUUUAGAUGAGAAAUUUAGAACACAGUAUAAAACAGAACCUCACAAGAAGGCACACCACUAUGGGAAUUUUGAGAAAAAAUGCAAGAUCUACUGCAACAAGUGCCAUUAUGACUGGGGAAUCACAGUGAAAUACAAGACAUUUGAGGAGAUGCCCAUCAUCAAAAUUGAGAGUUUUUCAGUGCAGGAUAUUGUCACCAAUAAGCAGUUUCACUUCCGAAAAUGGAAGGAUAUUGAUUUUGCAAUUAAAGACUUUGAUAUUGAAGAAAUGUCUGAAUGAAAUGCUACCUAUUCAAACUUCUGUUUCUAGUCUUGCAUAAGCAAAUUCAUUGUUUUAAAGUCAAAUUGGUAACUGGGGUGUGAUUAACUUUCCAGCUACUCCAGUGUGGAUUCACACUCUAAGAUAGCUUUGACAUCUUUGUGACUUUUAAUACUCUUCCAUUAGCCAGUGCUUUUUCAGAAAAGCUAAUCUGUUCCUAUUGCUGUCUUUUGAUUAUGCAGUUUAAUAAUAAACACAUAUUUGAAACUUUAAA